Arctia plantaginis is the source of this 3810-nucleotide messenger RNA. The record is from the annotation of a GenBank genome assembly. NCBI's taxonomy places the organism in Eukaryota, Metazoa, Arthropoda, Insecta, Lepidoptera, Erebidae.
AUGCGCCGAGAGACAGAGAAGCCUACGAGAAGGUUACUUGCAACGUAUUUGAAAGGGAUAGCAAUAAUCCAGUUGUGGAGAGGAAAAAGAGACCUCAGUGGUAGAAAAAUUGGGUGUGUGGUUCGCGGCGAUGACGAGCAACAUGAUGCGCGAGAAGGCGAGGACGUCACGAUGCAGUGUCGAUUUGCACUGGAACCCUUGGCGGGAGAGUCACUCACUUACUACUGGGUGAGAACUACCGCCAGUGGCCACGAAAAUGUCGCUAUCGGGAACAUCCCACUAGAGACCAAUUACCAGAUAUCGUACGCGCCAACAGAAGGUCGAUUCGACCUGUUGGUGUCGAACGUGUCGUACGAGAGAGACAACGGACGGUUCGAGUGCCGAGUGAAGGCUGGCGGGUCUGGGCGCACUCUACAUGCGCAAGGGCACACGCUCACUGUGCUGACGAGCCCACGUGCACCAGUGCUUUCUCCUGGCUCUCACGCUCAAUCGCAGGAAGAACGGGAGCUUAAUCUCUCAUGCUCUAGCUCUGGUGGAUCGCCUGAACCGACUAUCAAGUGGUACCGGGAAGGUUCAACAUACCCCAUGGAGGCGACGAUAGUACAUGCCAAGACGCGCUCGGAGCCUACAGUAGCCACGCUCACACUGAUGCCAACGAGACAAGAUGAUGGAGCAGUAUUCCGUUGUGUAGUGUGGAACCGAGCUAUGUCUGAGGGACAGCAACUCGAGGCAUCAGUUGAGCUUAGUGUUAAUUAUUUUCCCCGAGUUGAAGUAGCACCAGAAAAUCCUUUAAGAGUAGAAAUUGACGGAGUGGCCACAAUGGAGUGUAAAGUUGAUGCUAAACCAAAAGUAAGCUCCGUAAAAUGGACUAGAGAUGGCAAACAUAUCUCGAACUCCUUUACUCAUACAAUUCAAGGUGUGACAGUGCAAGACGCCGGCAAAUAUACCUGUAGUGCUAACAAUGGAUUAGGGCGUUCAGGAGAGAAGGAAAUGUAUCUCGAUGUGCUAUUCCCUCCCACCGUUACUGUCGAAUCUAAAACUUACGAGGCCGAAGAAGGUGGCAAUGUUGAAAUUCACUGCGAAGUAUCGGCAAAUCCAGAACCUAUAUCCAUUGAAUGGACAAAGGAAGGAAUGCCUGAAUUUCACCAAAGUGGAAAUAUUCUUUCGUUAACUAAAGUAAAUGCCGAUGUGGCUGGUACUUAUGUUUGUAAAGCAAUUAAUGUGAUAUCCGCCAGCAACGGGAAGCGCAAGGACAAAGAAAGCAGCGCAUCGGUUGCUGUGUUAGUGCGACAUAAACCUGGUCGUGCGCAAAUUAGUCCUGAUCGACCAGUUGCUCAGGAAGGAGCAGGUGUCACGCUUACUUGUAGUGCCAAACCUCCAGGGUGGCCUGCGCCACAGUACCGAUGGUUUAGAAAUACCGAACCGUCAGAUACCAAACCGACAGUACUGGCUACAGGAAGUCAAUAUUCAAUACCUAGCGCACACUUAGGGAGUGAGGGCAUUUAUCACUGUCAAGCUACUAAUGAGUUAGGCCACGGUGAUCUCGCAUCGGUUACUUUAGAAGUCCACCAACCGCCUCGCUUUCAAACAAAGUUACAAACCCAUAUGACGAAGCGUUCUGGGGAAGAAGAUUUUUCGGUCACUUGCAGUGCACUCGGAAAACCACGGCCAAAUGUCAAAUGGUUCAAGGACAACGCUGAGAUUAAGCCAGACACUAAUAUGUAUGAAGUGAAAACUGAUAUAACUGAGAAUAGAAAUCUUGUAUAUAAUGUUCAAAGUACUCUGAAAUUUCACGGAAAAGCGCGAGCCAAUACUAACGAUCUACUACCGGAUGAUAGAGGACUGUAUUCAUGUGCUUUCGAAAACGAAGUUAAAAAGGUUGAGUCUACAAUGCAUCUUCGAAUAGAACACGAACCAAUAUCAAUUCGACAACAAAAAAAAGUGGCAUACGAUGUUAUGGAAAGUGCUGAAAUAUUGUGCAGGGUUCAAGCCUACCCAAAACCAGAGUUCCAAUGGUUUUACGGUUCCAACACAGCUCCAUUGCAAAUGUCAUCUGAUGGACACUAUGAAAUCAAUACUACAACCGAUAAUAACGAUUCAUACCUUAGCAUUUUAAAAAUAAAAACUGUAAAGCCUCAAGACUACGGUGAUUACUAUUGCAAAGUUAAAAACUCACUAGGAAGUAUAAGACCGCAAAUAAAACUGCAACCUAAAGGCGCUCCCGAAUCACCUCGUUCUCUAGAGAGUCAGAAAGUAGGCCCGACGUAUAUUACUUUGAAAUGGGAAGCAGGUUUCGAAGGAGGAUUAUCAAGUACAAAAUAUUUUAUUCGGUAUCGUCGUGUGUCACUUCGAGGGGCAGGUGCGGGAGCCACGAGUUCUGAACAUUGCGCUACUGAUCGACACACCGAGUUCGACUGGAUGGAGUACGACUGCGGCCGGGCAAACCCUUGCAAUGUCACACGACUUGAUCAGCACAACACGUAUUCGUUCAAAGUGAAAGCUGUUAAUACAAAAGGCCAGAGUAAUUACUCUAAUGAAAUCACGGUGACAACAAAGGUGGACAAAAUCAAUCCUCCUGAACAGGUGACCUACGACCCAAGCACGCAAAAUAUAGUUUUUACAGUUACUCCUACUUGCCUAUCUCUCGUGGGAGUUGUGGAAGGUAUAUCUACUACGAGUGGUUCAUCUGUAUGGCAGGUAAUAGAUACAGUAAAUCUCCGACUGUCGGGUGCGGUAGCGACAGUUCAAGAAGCUACUGUGGAACUACCUAGCAAAGCAAUGCGCAAGACCACACGGUACGCAACAGAUAUGCCUCAUGAAAACGAUCCUAAAAUACGACUCAAACUCUGUCUACAAGUUAAUCAAGAAGUGUGCAGUGAAUAUACUGAUGCUGAGAUUGGACCAUCCUACAUCAAAGAAUCCUACGGAAGUACGACAGCAGCUAUUGUUGGAAUAUUUGUAACAGCAUCUGUUGUUCUUCUCUUCGUGGGCCUAUUAUUCUUAAUUUACCAGUGCCGACGAAGACCUAAGAAGAAAGAUAGGUCAAAAGACCACGAAAUGGAUUCAAUGAGACCAUCUAAAGUAACACCACAGAAUCAAGCUCCACCACCAUAUUAUCCCAGCUCAGGUAUGGAGAACAAGGCACUGGAACAUUCUAUGGACUUAGCAUUAUCUAUAGAUGACUCGAAAUCUCCGAAAUAUGGCUCCACAGGCGGGUACGCCUACCACGUUCCACCCCAUACACAAACUCAUCUAGGACAAACCAUGCCAAAUUCUGAUUGGAACAUGGGCUUCAUAGAAAACAGUUACACCAACAGCAAUAACGGGGGCAGCGUGAACUCUCAAGACUCUCUGUGGCAGAUGAAGAUGCAAACAGCGAACAAUGUUGUAGUUUUAAAUUCGCACCAAGUCCUAGACCGACAGAGCAAUUACGAUUACGAUCCGAUUUCUCAUGCUGGCUAUAGGAAUAUCGAUGACUACGCACAUUACUCUCACUUACCCAACGCCAGCCAAGCCGCUCCACCCGCUGAUUAUGACAUGAGAGCAACACAGAUCCCCUCUCGUCAGGAAUACUGCUCUGACCCAUAUGCCUCCGUGCAUAAACCCAAGAAACGUAUGGACCAACAUAUUGAGUCACCAUACCAUGAAGUGAGCGGUCUGCCGGAGUACGGACUUCGAGUAGGCGCGGAGGAAGGCGGCGGAGAAGAAAAGCCACUACACAUGUCGCUGGGCUACGACGAGUCGCUAGAGUCGGGCUACUCUACGCCCAACUCGCGUUCGCGUCGCGUAAUCCGCGAGAUCAUCGUGUGA